CCCGGCCCGCCCCCCGCGGGGUGUGUCUCGGGACCACGCCCAGCUGGGCAGGGACCGGCGGGUUGAGCUGCUUGAGCGCAACUAGGGACUUGGAGGACGCCCGGGAUCACUCCGGUGCUGUUGCAGUGGUUUCCGCGUCUGAAACACGCCAUGCUGAGCCGGCGCCGCGUCUUUGCGGUGGAGCAACUUGGCGGCCGGGAUGGGGCCUUUGAGGACCUGGCACAAGGCUGUGUGGUGCCAGGAGUCACUUGCACCUACAGACGGAUACCAGACAAAACUCACGGGUGUUCAUUGGACUUCAGGGAGGGACGGAGUGAGCUGAGAGGUCUGGAGAGACAGAUGCCACUUCUGAAAUUGGCUUCCCAGGACUCAGGCAUGGAGAUGGUGGUUGGGGACAGCUCCUUGGCUACCUUAUCAGGACUUUCUCAAGAUUCUCUAAACCUUGAGCCCAUGGGGAGCCCUGAGCUGCCUCCUGCCCCGCUAGACCGGCUGCUGGCCAGACGAAAGCUGGAACAGGUGCUGGAGAGGUCUCGAGAGUUUCCCAGCUUGUCUGGGCGGCAUGGCUCCCUGCAGCUACGGAACAAGCCUGUAGGUGGAGUGUCCAUCUUUGUAGGAGAACAGGAGUCCACUGAGGCAGAUACUGAGCUAGAGGCUAGUCUGGAAGAAGCAAAGGAGGUGGGUAGUAUGGAGUCUGGAGCCUCUACCUGCCUCCCCGGGCAGGGCUUGCGUUACCUGGAACACCUGUGCCUUGUGCUGGAGCAGAUGGCCAGGCUGCAGCAGCUGUACCUGCAGCUGCAGACCCAGAGACCCUCUAGGGACCCUGAGGAGGAAGAAUUGGUUCCAGUUCUUUCAUCAUCACAUAUCCCUGACAAUAGGGUCCAGGGGCACAGAGAGGAGCUGAGCCAGACAAAGGAUCCAGGUGCAGAGGCAGCUUCACUCCCACAGGUGGGUGUGCUUGUUGACAGCCCCUCCAGUCUGCCAGAGGCCUUGCUGGAACCAACCCACAUCCUUCCACCCUCCCAGGAGCACAAGCAGGAUCUCUCCCACUGGGAUAAGGUCAAGGUUCUGCUCAAUCGGAUCCGUUGGAGGAGCCCUCGACUUCCUGAGCCUCCUGUUCCCCCUGAUAGUUCUGGACCCAGGAUGGAGUUCAGGAAUCUCUCUGAAAGGACUCCAGGCCAUUCCCAACGGAAGAUCUUUAUUCCAACAUUGGUCGUUAAGAAGCCACGAGCAAAAAAUCUUUCUGUAUGACCUCUUGGCACCUGAGUGGAGAGGAUUUGCCAAGAAGUCCCUCACAUUUUGGCUUACUGCUGCUUCUCUGCACUGCCAGGAGAAGCGAUUGGUGCUUGCUCCUCUUCACGGUGAAGGCCAAGUCCUUCUCUAAGCAUUGAGGCAAAGAGCCCUGGUUUCCCAAGAGGCACUCAAGUGCAGUUUCAGCACUCUUCCCGGGCUCUUCCUCUUUGUCAUAAAGCUCUGGGCUUAAGCAAAGUGAACUGACUUAUUUAUCAGGUACUCACAGAGUAUGUUAGUAUGGGAAUGUGUCUGCAUGUUGCAGAUGUAUGUCUAUGCUAUCUUUGUUGGACUUUUGACUGCCUGAAUCCAAUCAUCUGAUGGAAUAAUUUGUCCAAAGGGUUGGUGUUUUGGGUGUCACUGGAAGGAUGGCACUGAUCUUCAUUCCACAAUGAACAGUUACUGAUGUGGAUUUCUUCCUCAUACUGGAGACAGCAGCCCUAGGACCAAGAAUAACACUGCCUUGGGUACCUUUGUCAUAAGUCAUGGCUCUGGAGCACAGCCCUUGAAGACUGAAUGAGGAAUGGGGGGGGGGCACAGAGAUCAUGAACAUUGUGAGAACAACAUAUAAUUUGCAGGGUCAACUCUAAGAUGCUGUGUUGUAUCCUGGAGUUUAGACCAUAGCAAAGUCUCUUAAUUUCUGAGCCACAGCUUCCUACUUGGGAUGAUGCCUGCCUUACCUACCUCAUAAGCUUGUUAGGAGAUAAAGUAACAUUAAACCUUC
Molecule: messenger RNA, 2011 nt
Organism: Rattus rattus (black rat)
Lineage: Eukaryota; Metazoa; Chordata; Mammalia; Rodentia; Muridae
Gene: C12H8orf58
Product: chromosome 12 C8orf58 homolog
Exons: 7
Coding region: 151-1248 (365 amino acids)
Source: RefSeq, a predicted model, not a curated record